UCACCAGUUGCCGUACGGAAGGUGGUUCUUAUUUCCUGCUGCCUCCGGUAAGAUGGCGACGUUCAGUAGAAGACUCUUUUGGAGUUUCUCCCGUUUCCUCAGACAAUCCAGCCCCAUAUUCUACAGAAGGCACGUCUUCAGCGUCUUUAGAGGAUCAUGGCGUCAAGUUCUGUCAGUGGGAUUGGGGGCCAGUCUCUGUGCUAUCCCAGUGGGACAGAGAUCAGAGCCUUCACUGUCAACUGAGCAUCUGAUAAAAAGGGCGGCAUCCUUGGUAACAGACAGUACACAGACCCUCCUGUCACAGACAACAUAUGCUCUUAUUGACUCCCUCACAGAAUACACUAAGGCUGUGUACACACUUCUAGCAAUACAUAAGAAAUAUACAUCUCUUCUGGAUAAGAUGAACUCAAGUGAAGAAAGUGCAAUUUGGCAGGUGAUCAUUGGGGCACGUGUGCAGAUGAAAAAGUUACAUGAAGAAUACCUGAAGUAUGAGGCCAGCUGGGCACGUGCUGUCAGUCUUUCAGAGAUGGCAGCAGAAGCUGCUUACCACGCUGGAGCAGACCAUGCCUCUGUAACGGUAAGGAACCACAUACAGUUGGUGCAGAUUCAAGUGCAAGAGACCCGUGAGCUUGCUCAAAAAGCCGAGGCCCUACUGGCUGCCUCUCAGUCAGAAGAAAUUAUGAAGACGAUUACAGAGGACAAAAACAAUUCACCUGAUGGAGGCAGUCCUUCUGAAGAAGUUCCUGAAGCUUAUAUGCGUGAAGAUUGAACCAAUUUUGCUCCUCCCAAAAACACAGAACAAACUACAAAUUUUACAUUGUACUACUGAUCGGCCAUGUACUAAUAACGAGGACACAGUCCCUGCUGGAUACCCUGCCUGAAACCGGUGAAAAUGUAUCUGCCUCCGAAAAUCCCUCCCUGUGCUGUGAUAUAUUCAUGGUAACUGUCACAUUGUGCAUCCCUUGGUGCUGAAGCCGUAUACAAUGUUUUCUUACUAUUUCUGUAGAGCAGCAGGGAGAUUUGGUCAGUCUUCUCUUCCUAUAACAGCUAUCCUUCCUUCACCCGCACAAGCACAGUUUGCUAUAAAAUGUGGGUGCGUUUUGCUGAAGACAAUGAGGGCAGUUGCACUUAUAUGGUACAGUUUGUGUCCACUCCAUAUGACCGCCUCACAAAAGAGACUAUGGGGUCAUUUAUCAUGCCCCCCCCCCCCGCCGGGCUAGGCCAGAAGCUAGCUUAAAAAAAAAUUCUACAGCCGCAUUUUGUGAAUUUUCGAACAUCUUUGUGUUUCAGUUUACACUCGCGUAGCAUUUCUAUACCACCCUUGCCACUGGGGAAUGGUAGGAUCAUGCAUAUUUACUAUAAUUUCCACCAGUUUCCUGGCGUAAAUGGCAUUUGAAAUCUAUUCCAUCCAGGGGCUGGAGUAUAUUUCAAUCUAGGCGCACGGCAUGCUGGACGAUGUGCCUAAUUUAUGAUGAAACCUGCACCUCGUCAUGAAUUAAAAGGGUAUUCCCAUCUUGGACAUUGGGAGGAUAUCAUUAGGAUAUGCCCCCAAUGUCUGAUAGGUACAGGUCCCACCUCCGACACCUGCGCCUAUACUUACAACGGCUGCCCUCCAUUCAUUUCUAUGGAGCGCGAACUAGGCUAUUUUUGAAAGUCCCACAGAAAUUAAUGGGAAGCACACUGCCACUCCAUUCACUUCUGUGAGGCUUAUUAUUCGGCACUCUCAUAGAAAUGAAUGGAGGGCGGCCACACAUGUGCAAUGCGCCCUCCAGCACUUUGCAAGCUCCGUUCUAAGUAAAGAUGCGGGUCCAAGAGGUGGAAUUCUAACAAUAUGCCCCCAAUGUCCAAGAUGAGACCCCUGGUGACACAGGGAAUAUAAAAUACCUUUGUAAAAUGCCGAUCUUUGAUAAAUUCCCCCCCCCCCCUUUUUGGGUCUAGUGAAAUUAGGAACUGAUGAGCCGUUGACUUUGUCGUUUUUUUUCUGCGCUUAUGGUGUGCAUUUAUUGUUGUUUUUCUUCAUCAUUAUGGCAUAGAUGAGCUGAAUGCUAACCACUGGAAGUAUUUUAUUGAUAAUUUUAUUAAAACGGAAAUUGUAUGUGACACAACUCUGCUUUAACAUAUUGCUGCUUACCAUGUGAUUUUGUAGUUGUCGGUAAAGAAAGCUGCAGUGUUUUUCACCUACACUAGGAGGCAGAACAAAGCAGACCUCGUGAACAUGAUUUCGUCUUGCUGCAACUCCUUUUACAUAGACAGCACUUAGAGAAGAAUGUUUCUUGAGCGUUUAAUUUUGACUAGAUUGGCAUGUGGGUUACUGCAGUGUGACUACCCAGUUUGUGUAAAGGGUACAGCUUAUUUUGUAUGACUGAAAGUUGUUCUUUAUUGAUGGUAUUGGCAUGUGGCACACUCAGAAACAUGUACUUAAAACUGCCCCCCAAAAAGUGGUGUGUAUGAAUUGUACCAAAAUUGAGCACAUUUUGCAGCUUUAUAAUUUUUUUUUUUUUUUUUUUUUUUUUUUUAAGGGAUCUAAAGUUAUGACAACUUUCUUUAUGUGCACAAUUUUUGAAACCACUGCACCGUGGUUCCUAGGACUACACCAUCUAAAUAUCCACACACAAAAAGGAACAAAAAAAGGGUCCAGUGUGUUACCAGGAAAUAACCUACAAAACAUCAGCAUAAAUUGUAUAUAUUAUAAAUUAUAAUAAAAUUAUACUUUGUAUAGAAAAA
Bufo gargarizans (Asiatic toad) is the source of this 2724-nucleotide messenger RNA. RefSeq names its product diablo IAP-binding mitochondrial protein (gene DIABLO). Gene Ontology annotation, biological process: intrinsic apoptotic signaling pathway in response to oxidative stress; neuron apoptotic process. NCBI's taxonomy places the organism in Eukaryota, Metazoa, Chordata, Amphibia, Anura, Bufonidae. The transcript has 6 exons. The coding region runs from base 53 to 769 and encodes 238 amino acids. The record is from RefSeq and is a predicted model, not a curated record. Gene Ontology annotation, cellular component: mitochondrion.